Messenger RNA from Pipistrellus kuhlii (Kuhl's pipistrelle), 6783 nucleotides. RefSeq names its product cyclic AMP-dependent transcription factor ATF-7. The transcript is spliced from 12 exons. The record is from RefSeq and is a predicted model, not a curated record. Gene Ontology annotation, biological process: regulation of transcription by RNA polymerase II. Gene Ontology annotation, molecular function: cAMP response element binding; DNA-binding transcription factor activity, RNA polymerase II-specific. NCBI's taxonomy places the organism in Eukaryota, Metazoa, Chordata, Mammalia, Chiroptera, Vespertilionidae. The coding region runs from base 235 to 1689 and encodes 484 amino acids.
UGAGGCGGUGGCCGGGCCCUGUCUGAGGAAGAGGGUGGGGCAUGGGCGAACGCUGACCAAUGGGAGAAAAGGAAGCUAAGAUUGGCGGCGAUAAACACUAAUGGGAGAUCGUCUUUACCUCGCGGAGUGCCGCCCCUCUCUCCCUCCUCCCGCCUCCUUCCUUUAGGGGGGGAAGGCGGGGCCAGAGGCCUGAAGUGUGGGGAGAACUUGGGGCUCCGCUCUGCUAUAUGAAAUAUGGGAGACGACAGACCGUUUGUGUGCAAUGCCCCGGGCUGUGGACAGAGAUUUACAAACGAGGACCACCUGGCAGUUCAUAAACACAAGCAUGAGAUGACAUUGAAAUUUGGCCCAGCCCGAACUGACUCAGUCAUCAUUGCAGAUCAAACUCCUACUCCAACCAGAUUCCUGAAGAACUGUGAGGAGGUGGGGCUCUUCAAUGAACUAGCUAGCUCCUUUGAACAUGAAUUCAAGAAAGCUUCAGAUGAGGAUGAGAAAAAGCAGGCUGCUGCAGGGCCCCUUGACAUGUCUCUGCCUUCCACACCAGACGUUAAAAUCAAAGAAGAGGGGCCAGUGGAGGUAGACUCAUCCCCGCCUGACAGCCCUGCCUCUAGCCCCUGCUCCCCGGUGCUCAAGGACAAGGAAAUUGCCCCAAAGUCUGUUGUGAUAUCUACCCCAACGCCUACCAUUGUACGCCCUGGCUCCCUGCCUCUCCACUUGGGCUAUGAUCCACUUCACCCAACCCUUCCCUCCCCAACCUCUGUCAUCACACAGGCUCCACCAUCCAACAGGCAGCUGGGGUCUCCCACUGGCUCCCUUCCUCUCGUCAUGCAUCUUGCUAAUGGGCAGACCAUGCCUAUGCUGCCAGGGCCUCCGGUACAGAUGCCUUCUGUUAUAUCGCUGGCCAGACCUGUGUCUAUGGUGCCCAACAUUCCUGGUAUCCCUGGCCCACCAGUUAACAGCAGUGGCUCCAUUUCUCCCUCUGGCCACCCUAUGCCAUCAGAGGCCAAGAUGAGACUAAAAGCCACCCUAACCAACCAAGUCUCCUCAAUCAAUGGAGGUUGUGGAAUGGUGGUGGGUACCGCCAGCACCAUGGUGACAGCCCGUCCUGAGCAGAGCCAGAUCCUCAUCCAGCACCCUGACGCGCCAUCCCCUGCCCAGCCACAGGUCUCACCAGCCCAGCCCACCCCCAGCACAGGCGGGCGCCGGCGGCGCACGGUGGAUGAAGAUCCGGAUGAGCGGCGGCAGCGCUUUUUGGAGCGCAACCGGGCUGCUGCCUCUCGCUGCCGUCAGAAGCGGAAGCUGUGGGUGUCCUCCCUAGAGAAGAAGGCAGAGGAACUCACUUCUCAGAACAUUCAGCUGAGUAAUGAAGUCACAUUACUACGCAAUGAGGUGGCUCAGUUGAAACAGCUACUGUUAGCUCAUAAAGACUGUCCAGUCACUGCACUACAGAAAAAGACCCAAGGCUACUUAGAAAGCCCCAAGGAAAGCUCGGAGCCGACGGGUUCCCCAGCCCCCGUGAUCCAGCACAGCUCAGCAACAGCACCCAGCAAUGGCCUCAGCGUUCGCUCUGCGGCUGAAGCGGUGGCCACCUCAGUCCUCACGCAGAUGGCCAGCCAAAGGACAGAACUGAGCAUGCCCAUUCAGUCGCAUGUGAUUAUGACUCCACAGUCCCAGUCUGCGGGCAGAUGAUGCCUCCCCUGGUGGAGAGGUCCCCAGCCAGAGCUCGCCCGUUCGAGAGCCAAGAGAGGUGUCAUCUUACCCCUCCCGUCUGCCUUGGACAUGGCGGUGUGGGGGGACUGUGUGUUGUGAGUAAAGGACAGCUGUGGGGCUUUUCUCUUCAGCCACAUGGUCGUGUACGUUGACACCUGUACUAGGAGCCUCCCAGCCCCGGAGCCACAUAGAUCAUCCCGGAAGGGGGGGUUUCUGAAGUCCUCACAGCCAGAGGCCCUUCCACAUGGUCUGAACAGUCAGCCACCCUCGCCCAUGCACCCGUACUUCUCUCUCUGAACACUAACCCUUGCACUUGUAGGUUUCCGGUUUCCCAGUUUCCUCUCUUCCCAAUAAGCCAUAACUGUUACCUUCUUGUUCCUUAGCAGCAUGUCACUACCUGCUAGGUAGAGAGAGCCAGAAUUGAUGGAGAAUCAACUGCUGACCCAUCUCCAGCCCCCUCAUGGACUCAGGACAUUGUGUCCCAGUAGCUGCUUAUAUCCCUUUUUACCCAUCCAAAAUUCUAGUCAAAAUAUUCACUUAGGGAGAUUGUAAAGUUACCUUUGAUGUAUGAAGUAGCAAUAUUUUUUCCAGCUCUUCCAUAAACUUUAGUCCUUCUCCCUAUUUUCUACCAAAACAAACAAAAACAAAAAAACAAAAAACAAAAAAAAAGGAAAAAGAAAGAAACAAAACCCCAAGAGUUCUAGUCCUUUUUAGUCUGUUUGCAGGGCUAUUUGGAUAACACGUUUUGCCUCUUGAGUUUUCCCAGUCUAGUGGUGGGGUCUUUUCCACUUCCCACUAAGCCUUGCAAUCACCUGGUGGCCUUAUCAGCUAGGACUUGGCAGGGAAAGGGGAAGAGCCAGGAUCUGACUGACUGACUCCUCCCCUCCCCACUCCCUCCUUCUUCAGCCUAAUCAUCAGGUCAGGCAGGAAAGCUUGUUCCAUCAGGUUAAUGGAGUGACUCUUUGUUGUAAAGGAGUUGACUGACCAAAGCAUGCAUAUUCCUUUUGGUCAGCUUUCCGCCUCUGCCUCUCCCUCUUGGUUCUCCUGGCCACAUGAAUGCCUCUCUCCACGGCUGGUUCAGAUGCAGCCCUGAACCAGCUGUCCCUCACUUUCCCCUUCUCAGCCUCACUCAUCUGCCUUCCCUGAGCUAGGGUCUUGUAUUCCCACGUGCCCCACCCCCUCUGGAUCUCCCUUGUUCCUCUCAGCAGGCUCGUAGCCUGGCCACUAGGCCUCUCUUCAGCUCUUUUCUGCUUUUUGCCCCCUCAAUGCGGUGCUUCUCCAUAGGCCAACCCCCAAGACUCAGGCCUCACAGCCAGGGCCCCGCGAGGGUUUUCCGAGUACAAAGUUGGAUGGGGGGGGGCAGGGGGAGGAGAGGGAGGAGGUGCAGUUCUGAGCUCAGCAGAAGAGCCCUGCUUAUUGAAAGGUCUAGCCUGCCUGGGAAAUGGGUGACUAUUGCUCUCAGCCAUUCUUACUCUGAAGAGUAGGGUUACAGAGGAAGAAAUUCAUCCCUCUGGUCUCUCUCUCUUCCCCAUGAAGACUUCUCAUCUUCCUUUGGCUCUGAACUAUGCAAUUUCUACCAGGGCCAUAGGAAGCAAUCCAAAGCCAGAGGCCUGUGGAUAGGUAUGUCAGCUUUAGUGGCUCUUCAGUCUGAAACCCUUCCAAUUGUCCCAGCGCUGCCACCUGCCAUCUGCCAAAGCCAAGAAUGUCCUUUUCUCCAUCUCUCUACCUCCGUCUUAAAUUGUUGUUUUGUCUUCCAAAAUUGGCUGGCCCAGGGGAACGAGGAAAUGUCCUCAGCUACAAGAUUGCAGUCUCCUCAGAGUGAUAAACCGGUGAGCCAGUCAGGUGGCAUGUUCCACUGCAUUGUUUUUAAUUUCCCCUUGCAGAGCUGGUGCUGAACAAGCCACACCUGGUGAAGAGAAAGGAGAGAAACGUGGUUUUCUCAUCCUCUACCACCCGGGACCCAACAGGAACAGCCCCUGAGGUGACUCAGAUUAGCAAAUGGCAAGGCAGAUGGUCAGGAUGCAGGUUUCCGCCUCCAGGGACUCCGCUCGCCUGUAAAAUUCACAGCCAUAACUCGCGCUCAGGGCUCGCAGACACUGCUCCCGGGCUCUUCUACUUUAGUUUUGUUUCAGUUUUUUAUUCUAUUGAUUUCCCACCAUCAGCCUUGCCUUUAAGCUUGACUGAGUUUAUGGCUCCUAAGGAGCCUUCAUAAGACCCUUCACUAUUUUCUUCCGCCUUCAGUCAAGUGUGUUUCAAAUGGAGAAUCUCACACAGGCCUUGCCUCGCUGCUGGGCGCUGGAGGAGGCUGCUCUGCCCAUCCGCCCCUGAGUAGGAUGGCUCGUUUACGUAGAGGGUCUCGGUUCAUUUCUUAACCCCACGUCUAACUCUCGUUUUCAUCAGUCGGGUGUUCGCACUGGGGACCUGAGUGAGGGGCAUUGCCAGAACCUCAGUAAGAAAGCAGCAGUGACUUGAGGAAGGGGCAGGACGAGCCUGCAGACCAAUCUUCAGUUGGUCCUCGGUCUCACUACAAACAGACAAUUGCUUACCAUGAGCCUCUCUUAUACCAAGGGGAAUGUCAUGACCUGGUCCUCACUGCCUCCCGUGGCUGCUCUCCCGUGCUCUUUGCCUUCCAGACUCAUCUGCACCAGAACCAAACACCAGAGAGGGUGUCCUUUAGCCCUUCGUUAGGCUGCCAGGGAGCCCGGGGGAGACACUUCUGAAGGGGCUGAGGUGUGGACCCUAGGACUCUUCCAACUGAGCACAGGACUCGGCCUCUCACUUCACUCCAAGACACAGCUGCUGGGCGUGCAAGCCAUGAAGCAGGGGUGGGGAACCUCCGGCACGCAGGCCGUGCAAGGCCCGUGGAAUCAUUUGGGCUGGCCUUGGCAAGGUAUUGGGGUGAGUUAAUUAAAUGUGUAACCAAAUACAGACGGCUAAUUUUUAAGUUAAUAAUUUUGUAUGACCUUUGAAUAAUGUUAUAAAUAUCCAAAUGGCCUUUGGCAGGAACAAGGUUCCCCACCCCUGACCUAGAGACAGGGGCCAGAACCAGGUCUGGCGUGCAGUCUGCCCAUUUCCUGGAAGGUGUGCUUAGAGCUGAAAAGCUGAGAAGCUUCCCCAUAGCUCGGAGACAGAAAGAGGAGGAGCUUCUUCCCUCACUCCCUGUGCCUGUUGGCUGUGCGCCCCACAUCUGGCUUCCUUCAGCUGCUUCUCCUCUUCUUGGCCCUAAGACCAGACCAUGAACUCUCGGUGGUGGUAAAAGAGGUGACCUAACCGAACUUCACCUGUGGCCUUCCUAUGCCUGUCGUGCUGUUCUUGGCUCCUUUCCCAAUUCCCUGCCCUGGCACCACUCAGAGCCGGGGUGCUUAGUCAUCGCCAGGCCUGUUUACAGCCUGCCCACCGAGCAGACACGUUCUCCUCUGGCUUCUGAGGCCCGCGUCCCACCUGAGAGGCUCCAUUAAAGGUGCUACCCUGAGACCGCUCCCCCUCACAAAAGUUCUCCCUUUCUUUCAGAACUUCCUUUCCAUCCCCACGUCAUUAAUUUCCAUUAAUAUUGUACAUUGUAUACACAGGAAGGAAAAGUAUUGUUUUUUAUUUCAUAACCAGUCUGUUUAGAAUCCAGUCCUAGCUGUAUCACAUAUGCCUUUGUUGAUGUGCUCUUUGUGCUUUCUUUAGACUUCUGUUUGACCGAGGCGGAGGGAGGACUGAGACAAGUGAGGAUUCUCAAUCUCCCACACCCUAAUCUCCCCUCAGAGUACAAAACUGUUUGUUUCUGUUUACAACACACACGUGCACACAGACACAAACCCCCUCCCAGGGUGCUGACCCAGCUGGAAUGAGCAGAGGCGGCUGCUGGUCACCAUUCCCACCCUUUGUACCACUUCUUUCAUCUCUUUUUGGGGAAAGAAUGAGAAAAGGCUGGGGAGAAUAGGGGAGGUUAAGGCAGCUUGUGCCCUUUGUAGAGGCAGGCUUGUGCUGUGCUGGUAGGGUUUGUUUUUAAUGGGGGCUGGUAGCACAGAGAUAUCUUACGGCAUUAGCCGCUACUGGUGAGUGCUGUUUUAGCUGUAAGAAGUGGCUUUGAGCAUUAGUUGCUUUGGCUUUUCCUUAGGGCGAUGGUUCUCAGAACAUGGCCCAGGACCAGCAGCACCCGCAUCUGGGAACUUGUGAGAAAUGCACGUUUGGGCCCCACCCCUGACCUGUUGAAUCAGAAACCCUGGGGAUGGGCUCCCACAAGCACUCCGAGUGGUUCUUAUCACACUAAGGUUUGAGAACCACCGCCCUCGGAGCAACUGGGAAGUUCUUGCAGGGUAUCCAGACGAUUUGAGUACCUCCUCUGCCUUAGCACUAACACAUGUGUUUUUCCAUUUCCUCCAGCCCCUCUCCACCCCCAUUAAAACAACAACCAGAUCAUUCAUCUCGAAAUCUAGGUUUAUCUUCGUCCUACUUAGCCCUAAAACCUGUCCUGCGUCGGCUGGGCAGAUGUGUCCCAUAUUCCCUUGCAGACUGGUCACUCCACACUCUUUGUUACAGGAAGGACCAGCUGGAGUUUAGCUGUUCAGUUCACACACACACAUACACACACACACACACACACACACUCACACACACCUUCAGGCAGGGAGAUGAGCCUCCAGCCCCGCAGCAGAGGCUGCCACCUCUUGAUAUAGUAUCUGUUGAAAAGAAAGCAGUGUGUAUCUAUGGUUAUAUCUCUGCUCAUCUGUAUAUCUUUGACAUGUAGCAAAACCUCUCCAUCUCAUCAAGGAACUCUACUGGGGGUCUGAGUCUCCCCGGUGGUGGGCUUUGACAGGUGGGAGCAUGCAGUGCUACAGGCUAUUUUGUUACAAAACCAUGGUCUCCCUCCCCCCUCCAUCCCAUUCAGCAUGACCCCUGUGAGCAGGCUCACAACCCCAGAACGGGCGAGGCAGAGGCUUCGCUCCGUUCUCCCCCACCGUCCCUUCUUCUCUCCCCUUGCCACUCAGCAUUACCCCCAGGCGGCCUUCCCCCUCUCCCUUGCCCUGACAUAUAUUGUGCCUUAUUUAUGCUGCAAAUAUAACAUUAAACUCUCGAGAGAACCAC